Messenger RNA from Girardinichthys multiradiatus, 2138 nucleotides. It is a transcript of the gene ankrd1a, whose product is annotated as ankyrin repeat domain 1a (cardiac muscle). NCBI's taxonomy places the organism in Eukaryota, Metazoa, Chordata, Actinopteri, Cyprinodontiformes, Goodeidae. Gene Ontology annotation, molecular function: RNA polymerase II-specific DNA-binding transcription factor binding. Gene Ontology annotation, cellular component: nucleus. Bases 333 to 1280 code for a protein of 315 amino acids. Gene Ontology annotation, biological process: regulation of transcription by RNA polymerase II. The transcript is spliced from 9 exons. The record is from RefSeq and is a predicted model, not a curated record.
AGGUUUAAAUUGGAAAUAAAUUUUCACAUAAAACCAAAAUAAAAUGUAGAAAAAAUGAGCUUUUACCUUGGUAAUGAGCUCUAUAAUCGGAGUGAAACCUCUUCUCUAUUUUCUAUCUUUGCAUGUUGACACACUGAUGCCCAAACUGGGCAGGACCGGGCUCUGGAGAAGCUGGCAGCGCUGCAGGCUGCAGCAGAAUAUGAGGACGGUAACACGACCCGAACCAUUUUUUAUGUCUGCAGACGUUUGGCAGGAUAUAUAAGAGCCAGAGGCUGCAGAGGAGUCGGACACAGAGGGACAAAGGACACCAGUGGACCUAAACCUGCUUCAGAAUGGGACUGCUGAGUGUGGAAGAGCUGGUGACCGGUAAGAGGUCAGAGGGCAAAGAAGCGAGCGACUUCCAGGGCGGUGAGUACGAGGCGGCCGUCAAUCAGGAGAAGCAGGAUGACCGCCGGUCGCUCCAGGAGCUGCCAGGAGGAGACGGAGCUUCAGGGGAGGCUGACAGUGGGAGCGAGCAGGAGGAGGUCAGCGUGGCGGCUCUGAAUACUGAUAAAAGCGGGAGGCUGAAGCUGGAGACCGUGGAUGAUCUGUUCAACAUCCUGCAGCUGAGGAAGAGGAGGAAGGAGAGGAAGUCUUCUAUCUACAAGAAAACUGAACCAGAACCAGAAACAGUGCCAGAGACGGUGGAUGAGCUGCUGUUUCUGACAGCAGUCAUGGAGAACAAACUUCCUGUGGUGGAGAAGUACCUGACAGAAGGAGGAAACCCCAACGCAGCCGAUAAUGAAUAUUUUCUCCAGUUUCAGAGAACAGCUCUGCACAAAGCCUCCUUUAAAGGACACGUUGAGGUGAUGAGGAGACUUCUGGAGGCCGGAGCUGCCAUCGAGCAGAAAGACAAGCUGGAGGCCACAGCUGUCCACUGGGCCUGCAGGGGAGGCUGCCUGCCAGCCCUGCAGCUUCUCCUCGACCAGGGAGCCAAGAUCACCAGCAGAGACAAGCUUCAGAGCACUCCUCUUCACGUCGCUGUGAGGACCGGACACUGCGAGUGCGCCGAGCAUCUCAUCCACUGUGGGGCAGACGUCAACGCCAAAGACAGAGACGGAGACACUGUGAUGCACGACGCUGUGAGGAUAAACCGAUUCAAGAUGAUGAAACUGCUGAUGAUGUACGGGGCCAGCCUCAGCACAAAGAACUGCGAUGGAAAAACACCUUUGGAGACGCUGUAUUCAUGGCAGAAUGGAGCCAAGAGCCUCCUGUGCAACUUCAACGAGGAGAAGCCCUGAUCUUUCGACUAUCUGUAGAAAACAAAGGAGGACUCGUCUGAAGAUAUUUGCCUCCAAAUAACCUCCUUUUGGUUCAGGAAUCUGAAGGGCCAACCCAUCAGACCAUUUUAUGAACUAAAUUCUGAAGACUGAGUUAGUAUAAGUCCGAUCUCAAUCAGGACCUUUCAUCAACAAUGUGAAGUCCAAUCAGGAGGUAUUUUUAGCUCUGAUAGGUUCAGUGUCAGCUGGACGUUGCUGGUCAGUGUCUCAGCUGACAGUUGAAAUAGGAUUUUUUCUUUAUUUGAAUUUUAAGCUGAAUUGAAUUCAGUGACGAUGCACCGAUAAGGUGAUUAAUUUAUUGAUGAUGAAUAAGACUUAUUUAUUGUCAGAUGUGAUGUGUUUGAUUUAAUUCUGACACAGAGGGGCUGAUUGUGUUGUGUUGAUGUGGACCUGAAGCAGAUUUUCUGCGGGUGUGCAGUUUAAGAGAAAUUAGCAGGAACAAAGUAAGUUUUAUUUUCAGGUUGGACAGAAUCUCUUCAGCAAUCCCUUCUAGAUGAUCUACAGAUGUGAAUGCUGCAAAGUAAAGCUGUCCUGCUCCUUUUUAGCCUUCAACUAAGGACAACUUGUGCUAUAUCUGUCCAAACCUUCUCAAAAGUUCUCCCAGCAAGUGUCCUGCUGUGUUUUCCAGGAGGAUAUUGUGAUGCACAUAAAGACCCAUAUAAGCAGAGAGUGACAGAGCUGGAACGUUGCUGAUGGCACAGAGGAAGUAUGACAAGAAUUCUAGUUGUUCAAACAUAUGUAUGCAUUUUCUAAGAUGUUGGUUUUUAUUUAUUUAUUGAUUGAAAUAUAAAUAAUUAAUAAAACUGCCUUUGAUUUGAA